Thunnus maccoyii (southern bluefin tuna) is the source of this 3660-nucleotide messenger RNA. RefSeq names its product popeye domain containing 3 (gene popdc3). NCBI's taxonomy places the organism in Eukaryota, Metazoa, Chordata, Actinopteri, Scombriformes, Scombridae. Gene Ontology annotation, cellular component: sarcolemma. The record is from RefSeq and is a predicted model, not a curated record. Gene Ontology annotation, molecular function: cAMP binding. Bases 401 to 1294 code for a protein of 297 amino acids. The transcript has 3 exons.
UCAUUCAUUCAUACAUCAUUAAAUAUUAACAUACAUUUUAAAUGUUUUAUUGCUCUACUUAUUUGACUCACUUGAUUAAUUUGCUUACUUGUUUGUACCAUGUUUGGUCCUCCAUACAUCUGAUCUGAGCUGUAGUUGAACAUUGGCAAACGCCUCUGUCCAUACAUUUCGCUUUUAUCCAGUAAUCUCCGAGUCAUUUGACUUCUUCUGUUGGGACCAUUUCCGGUCAGCUCUUGGCUAUCACAGCGGGUUUGGCACAGUUAGGUGUCACUACCAGGUUGACGCGUUACCUGUCUGUCGCCUUGUAUUUGCGGUGUUUUUAAUGAACGUUUCAUGGCUUCCGAGAAACUCUGGUGACUUUAUGUGAAAUGCGCUGGUAGUUUUAAUCACUUUAGAAAAGAUGGAGCCUCCGGACUUCGAAGCCAUGAACUUCACGGUGGAGCCGACGGUGGCAGCUUACCCGUUAUGUGAGAAAUGGGGAGACGGCUCGGAGGGCUCCGUGUUCCACCUCGCCAAUGUCUUCCUCUUCCUCGGCUUCAUGGGUGGCAGCGGGCUUUAUGGACUUCUCUACCUGUUCACCUUCCUGACUCUGGGCUUCUUCUGCUCCGCUAUCUGGGCUUGGUCGGACUUGUGCACCACGGACACGUUCCUUUGGUUUUUCGCGCUCUUCGGGGUGUGCUUGGGACAAGCGCUGCAUGUUGCCUACAGGCUGAGAAGCGUCUCCUUCGAGAAGGAGUUCAAUGAGCUUUACGGCUGCAUGUUUAAGAAGCUCGGAGUGUCGCUCACACAUUUUGGGAAAAUAGUGGACUGCUGUGACGGACUCAUCCACACCAUCGAGAAGGACCACUGUUUCGCUAUCGAGGGGAAAACCGCUAUUGAUAAGCUGUCGGUGCUCCUGUCUGGCAGAGUGCGUGUGACGGUGAACGGGGAGUUCCUGCAUUACAUUUACCCCUUCCAGUUCCUGGAUUCACCUGAAUGGGACUCUCUCAGACCAUCAGAGGAGGGCGUAUUCCAGGUCACGCUUCGAGCUGAUAACCCCUGUAGGUACGUGGCGUGGAGAAGGAAGAAACUCUACCUGCUUUUUGCCAAGCACCGCUACAUAGCCAAGAUCUUUGCCCUGGUUGUGCGCAAUGACAUCGCAGAGAAACUGUUCUCUCUUAACGACAAGGCUUUCGACAACUCCGGGCACCGCUAUGACCUCCGCUUACCCAGUUACUGUCACGUACCAGGGACUGAAUUAGAAAAGGCAGAUGUCUUCCUGCAAGUGCCGGUGCAGGGAGGAAGGACUGCCUGAACACACACACACAAACAGGCAUACACUGCUGCAGCCCUGCGGACAGGAACGGUUGUCAUUUGGGUUGGGCUGUUAUCUGCACAUGUAGAGUAAGCAGCUUUCCACUGAUGUUCUCGUUAUUUCCAUUUGAUUUGAUGUCAAUUUGCAAAUGGGGUCAGCAGAGUAGGCGGACGUGUCGGCAGAUGUGAUGUCUCUCAGGUGCAGGGAGGAGAUGCGGGUGACUCUCAAGGUGAGUUGCAGUGAUGUGCAAGAUGAGGGUCACGUGACUGACAGAGACAACAGAGCAUUGCUAACUAGGUUAACAUCUUACGCUGUAGGAAGGUAGCAUACUGACAGACAGCAACAUGUUUGGACAGAUUCUUUUCUGAAGAAUGUGGUCGCAUGGUACGCAUGUCAUUUACACCUGGCUGCAUGAAAUGGAGAAAUCAUGCUGAAAAACAUUGACCGCUCAGUCCGCCCUUUAGGACCAAUGUGUGCUUUAAAGGAACAGUUCAAUAUUUUGGGGACACACAGCUUCAGUGCGUGUUGCCAGAUACAGUCUGUGAACGCAGGAUUUGUUUUUGGUGUCUGAACAGGUACGAUGGUAACAAAAAUCUAACAUCCUCACUGUGAUGACCUGGGGUCUAUUUCAGAACACAGGUUGAACAAACUGUGAGUCUAAUAAUAAAACUGUGAUUCCAGAACAUUUGAUCAGAGUCAGUUCAGCACAUGCGUGGUGAAUGAAAAAAGCCAUUGUCAAUGGAGCUCUGAUACUACUCUUCACCAUGGCAACAGGUAAAUAAAAGGCAGGGCCUCCAUUUUAGUCCAGUAACAUGCUGAGCUGUGAGGUGAUUCGCUAUUGGAGGCUCAAGAGACUCAUACUGGCCCAUACAUGACUAAUUGAUUUGAUUUAUUGAACGGGACAGUGUGCAGUAUUAAGCAUAAAUGAUGCACUGCACUGGAGUUAGCUUGAAGCUAAUUUGCAUCCGUAGUCCACCACAAUCAAAAUAGAUAGAAACACUAACAGAAAAGGAAUAGCUGUAAAACAGUGGAUACAUUCUUCUGAGGUUCACAAACACCCUGUUGGUUUCCGUUCUCUUAAUAUAUUCAUGGCACACAGGAACUGGAACUAUUGGGAGUUACAUGCUGGUCCUCUUUAUGCUAAGCUAGGCUAACUACAUCCUGAUAUGACAUGAACUUACAGACAUGAGAUGGACACUGAUCUUGUUGUCUCUCUCUCAGAAAGAAAGGGAGUAAGCAUUAUUUCCCAAAAUAUUGAACUAUUCCAAAAGACUGGUAGUUUGUUGAAUAAUGUGUUGUCUCAUUAUCAGGGCAGUACUAAAAAUGUUGUUCCAAGUGAAAUGUGAUUGGGUUUACUGUACAGUGAUAGAACAGCUGCUCUUGGCUGUGUAUUAGACGUUCUUGUUUAGCUGUAGUAAACUUUGUAGCUGCUGGUUCCUUCCUGUUUGGCUCUACAGAUCUUCUAGCAUUUAAUUGUUACCUCAGUUAGAAGAGAGACAGUGUGUUGAGCUUGCCAUUAGCCUGAAAUGUUAUAAUUAUAAGAUGGGAAUUUCUUUGAAUGUCAUUGCUGUUUACACAAGUCUGUAGUUGACUUCUCAAUUUUAGUUUUUUGUUGGCCUUUCUGAAAAGCUGAAACAUGAUAGUCUGUAUAUAGUUUGUCCUUACUGAAAGUUAAAGGGGAUACUGGACACUAACACAAGAGCAUCUUGUAGGCAAUUUAAAAGAUUACAUAUAAAAAACAAAUACUACAGCUGAUAGUGAGCCUUGUUCAUCACAUAAACUCAACAGAUCUUCACUACACAGACAGGCGUCUUGCCACUUGGAUUUCAGUCUCCUUUUCCUCCUCUGUAAGUCUCAUUUCCAACAUCCACUCAAACAUCACGCAGUCACACAACAGUAAAAUCUAAUAAAAUGCUUAAAGCUUUGACUGAGGAGCUGAAAUUCAUCUCGAGACAUCCUGACCUCAUGGAUAUGAAGAGAGUUAAAACGUGUGUGUGUGUGUGUGUGUGUGUGUGUGUGUGUGUGUGUGUGUGUGUGUGUGUGUUAAACUAGACCUACAGUGAAGGCAGAUUGACAUUUUUUUGAAAAGCAUGAAUUCAUGCUAUUUCUAAUAAAAGCAAUGACUUACUUAGAUUUAUAAUUACAUUAUGAAAUUAUAAAGUGAAAUCAAUACAUCUGCUGUUUAACUGUUUAAGAUAAUGUAAUGUAUAAUACUGACAGAUUAGAUCAGUGCCUAUUGUCAGUGUAUCAUUGUGUAAAUGUGGAUGUCUAUAUGGAAUGCGAGUCCAGUAUUCGUAUUUGUAUCUGUAUUUGUUGAGGCAGCAAAAUUAUUUGUAUCUGUAUUUGUAUUUGAAUAAAAGUGGAAA